Messenger RNA from Mesocestoides corti, 852 nucleotides. Lineage: Eukaryota; Metazoa; Platyhelminthes; Cestoda; Cyclophyllidea; Mesocestoididae. The record is from the annotation of a GenBank genome assembly.
AUGAUGCAGACAGGAUGUCCAACGCCCCUAGUCGUCAGCGGUGGAGAUACUCUUCUCCCGCAUACCCCAGGAACAACCUUUAUCCCACAUAUUCCGGGCUCAUUUAUCUUUGGCUUCCUGCCUCCCAGUACCCCUUCAGUGGACGACUCCCAACCCUCUCCAUCGCAAUCUCCCAGUUCUGUGCUUGGUGGAACGAUGACGCAAAGGGGUGGCCCGACUUCGCUGCCUCCACCGCCCUCCCACAAUGAGGAGCACCCGUCUCCCGCUGCGAUGUCUUCGUCGUCGCCAUAUCAGCAUCAACAGGACACCUCUGUUAAUGCGUUCUUGUCGACGACUCCCGACCUCGUGAGUCUGUUUUAUUGGUUAAUAUCAGAUGCGUGGGUAAUAUGUCCUUCUACAACCACUGUCGACACUGGCGCAGCAGCAACAGGGGUCCUACCUGCCACCAAUACCGCUGCCGCCGCCAUCCCCAACUUAGCAACCCUUGGGCUGCACAGGGGUCAACUCGUCCCUCACGGCCUCGCCCCAGCAUCCGAGGCUCCACCAACGCCAAUGCCACAACACUACAUCGUGGGACUAGGUGAAGGAGUUCACGGCUUGUCCCUCCCGAGUGCUGCCAGUUUGCAGCAGCCACCGCUAUCCCCGCUGACCCCACACACACACCUCGGUCCAGUCGCCGACGGUGUCCACCUCGUCGCCUGUGGUGGCUUCAAAGGCCAGCGCAACAGUUCGAGCGUCGCUUCGCUCACCCUCUGUCCUUCCGGCCUCUUUGUCAACUGUUGGACAUCAUCAUUAACAUCAUCACCAUCAUCAACGUACCAUGGCCAUACACCUCUGAUCUGCCUCCAAUGA